GCGAGAUUUGAUUCCCUACUGUACUGUAGCGCUGUUUGUCUACCGAGAAACCGAGGAAAAUAGAAAGAAAGAGGAGAAAAAGCGAAAGAGGAUCGGAGUAGAGAGAGAGAUGCAAUCUGUGGUGAAUACGCACUUAUCCUGCGGCAGGCCCCAAGCAGCCCUAGAACCUCAGUCCUCAACCUCUUCUCGAUCCUUUAAGAGCUCGAGCUUGUUUGGCACUCAUAUUUUUCUCGCGAGGGGACAUAAUCCAGUGUGGCGGAAUUCAUGCCGUUCCGUUUCCGUUCGCUUCCAUUCCCGUUCACGCAGUCCAGUUGUGAAGGCUGUUGCUACUCCAAAUUCAGCCGUUGAACUGCCAUUAACUGCAGAGAAUGUUGAUAGCGUAUUGGAUGAAAUCCGACCUUAUCUAAUUGCAGAUGGGGGAAAUGUGGCAUUGCAUGAGAUUGACGGCAAUGUUGUACGAUUGAAGCUACAGGGAGCAUGUGGCUCCUGUCCGAGCUCUGUUACAACAAUGAAAAUGGGUAUUGAGCGCCGUUUGAUGGAAAAGAUCCCCGAAAUAGUUGCAGUGGAACCCAUAGCUGAUGAAGAAACUGGCCUUGAGCUGAAUGAGGAAAAUAUUGAGAAGGUACUCGAAGAAAUAAGGCCAUAUCUAGUUGGGGCAGCUGGUGGGUCACUUGAACUUGUGGCAAUUGAGGAGCCGAUAGUCAAAAUUCGUAUAACAGGACCAGCAGCAGGGGUGAUGACUGUUCGAGUGGCUGUUACACAGAAAUUGCGAGAAAAAAUUCCAUCCAUUGCAGCAGUUCAACUUCUGUAAAAACCCUAAAACAAAAGAAAUACACCCCCCCCUCCCUUUUGUCUCUCUAAUUGUAUGCUUGCGAUUUUCUUUCGCAAGUAAUUUGCAAACAAAGUGUGUCAAUAGAAGUCCAUAAAAAAUCUUUGUGGUAGUUCAAUGGAAUAUGUACAGUUCGAUAUAUAGAGGGCUGCAAAAGUUGAGCAAAUUAUUUUUUUUAACUGGAAAUCUAAGAGCGGAAAUAGGAAAGAGGACA
Messenger RNA from Juglans regia (Persian walnut), 1043 nucleotides. Its product is annotated as nifU-like protein 2, chloroplastic. Lineage: Eukaryota; Viridiplantae; Streptophyta; Magnoliopsida; Fagales; Juglandaceae. Gene Ontology annotation, cellular component: chloroplast stroma; mitochondrion. The record is from RefSeq and is a predicted model, not a curated record. Gene Ontology annotation, molecular function: iron ion binding; iron-sulfur cluster binding. The transcript has 4 exons. Gene Ontology annotation, biological process: iron-sulfur cluster assembly. The coding region runs from base 110 to 811 and encodes 233 amino acids.